Caenorhabditis sp. 36 PRJEB53466 is the source of this 3706-nucleotide messenger RNA. The record is from the annotation of a GenBank genome assembly. Lineage: Eukaryota; Metazoa; Nematoda; Chromadorea; Rhabditida; Rhabditidae.
AUGCCGACCACCUCGUCGACGACGCUAGUAGCGCCCUAUUUACUAUUGUCAAUGGUUCAAAAUGUGUCGACUAGCACCGAGAGCGCCAGUGAAAAACUGGUGCAAAGUGUCGAAAAGCCGACGUUUCUGCACAUGGACGCGGCGACCGAAGUGCAAAUAUAUCAGAGGCAUUACAGUCGGCUCAUGUCCUCGAUCGACACGGACGCGUGCAUUCCGCAACACGACGGCAUCCUCUUCUGCCCGAAUCACACCGGCGGCGCCGUCUGGGUUCGCAACGUCUAUCCGCCGAUUCAGGUCAGUCUUUGAACUCUUUUCAACGUUUCUGCAUGGUCGUUCCAAGCGUGUGAACGUGUCAAUCCGGCUGUUUUUCGGUGCCAGUACUCAUGACCUAUUCAUCACGGUUCUCGGAACCGCACAGAAUCUGAUAAUGCCUCACAGCCGAUGUGUGUAUGGGUGUCGCGUGAAACCGGAAAUUGAAACAAAGUGUCCGUCGUCCGCUUUCUGUUUCGUCUAAAAUUUGAAUUUAAAAAAAAAAUAAAAUCAUCAUGAAACACGCGCCUAAAUGAAUCACAUCCGUUACGUAGCGCCCGUCGUAAUCGAAUCUCAUUCUGGGAUUCAAGUGCAUUUUCAUUUCGCAUUCUCCCAAAGCUCGAAAAGUGCACCAAAACGAUGUUUUCUAGACGCGAGGGGAAAUUGAGCCUCACCCAUUUUUCAUAUUUCUCUCACACACACAGCAUCGAGAGAUCAUGGGCUCACGAAGAAGAGGCGAUGACGUGGCUCCUCGUAAAACGUACAGAAUUAAAAUAAUAUUUUUGAAAUAGAAACCCUAUAGAGUUCGGCGAAUUUUCUCAAUUUUUGCCAAAACGCACGCAUUCUUUUUUUCUUCAGACGGCGUGAUGUUUGAGUUGAAUAUUUAGGUAUAAAAUGGGAUUCUUUCCCUUCCGCCCGUCCGCAAGCAGAUUUCCCCCGAUUUAUUGGGUAAUUAAAUCCAUCCGCUUUUUGCGAUUUCUCAGAUUACAUCUGUGUGUGUGUGUGUGUGUGUGUGCAAAAUGUUCGUGAGGAAACGAAAAUAAUUUAAUUCCGCUAGCGUUUUUUUUUUUUUUCAAAUUUCAUUUUCGUGCCUCUGCGGGGGUUAUUGAGGAGCGGAAAAGCGAAAAAAUGACGAAAAAGCGCGAGAAAUAAUUACGAUAAUUGUAGGCUCGUUUCCAAUUUUGUGACGGCGGCACCGAAACAUUUUCAAUUAAAUUUUUUUCCGUUUCGUCGCCACGAAGGAAGAGGCGUUGAAAUUGAUGAAAAGUUGCGGGGCUGUGCAAAAGGCCGGCCCAGGCCUGGUCUUGGACUUUUGUUGGGACCAAGACGAUCCGAUGGGUCUGCAACUUGGACCCAACAAGAAGCCUGCAAAAUUUGGGCAACAGACGCCAUUUUUUGCUGGAAAAACAUGAAACUCACCAUAUUAUUUGCCCAAAAACGGGGGCUCUUAAUGAAAAAGUGAAGCGGCGUUAAAUUUGAUUAAAAUCCCACACACACACACACAUACUUUUCUAUUUUCGAUUUCAUCCACCGAAAAGCAAGUGUUUUCCGUGUCAAUACGAACGGAUAUAAUCGGUAUGGACAAAAAAUUGGAGCAGGAAAUGGUUGAGGGAAAAACAAACGGCGUGUUGCGGCUUUUCGCAUGUCAAAAAGCAUCGUUUUUGCAGGAACUCCAACCGAAAGUACUCAUUGUCGUCGUGGUUUUUGUGCUAUGCUUCAUUGUGGGCGUAUGCGGAAACUCAUCGAUCAUCACCAUCAUUCGAGGAGUUGUCGAGGAUCGCCGAAAAAGGUAUUCAGGAGACGAAUCGUAUGCCGAAUGCCAAGCCCGUCUCAUUUUCCAGAAUGAAACGUCACGGCGACAACGCGAUUCUGUACAUCGGAGCGCUUUGUGUGUGCGAUUUUGUGAUGUCGCUCUCACUGCCGCCGGCGAUUCUCGACUCGGUCAUCGGGUUUUGGAUAUUCGGUACGUGACACAAAGUAUCGGGGUGCUCAAAAUUGUCACAUUUGCAACAACUUUUCGAAAUGAUUACCGCUUCUCGAGAUUUGGGUAACACGGUCUCCAGAGCUGACAAUAUGGGCGUGGCCUCGGCGGCCAAAUGGCGUUUUCAUGAAUUGAGCAGGUUUUCUCUGAUUUUUGUGGUCAACAGCGAUGAAAAAUAAUUGUUCGACAUGAAAACACACUAAUUCUCAGAAUUAAUGACGUUUUGGCGCAUUUUUCGCGAACUUUGCUUUUUCGCUUUCGCCGCACUUCUCAUUUUGCGCUUUCUUGACCGUUUUCCGACAGAAUUGGUUUUAAUAAUAACAAUAAACGUAAAUACAAGCAUUUUAAGCGCUCGAACCGCGAAAAUUACCGAAAAGCAACUGAAAUUCACGCAGUUUUAGGCAAAAACCUUCAAACGGAUAAAUUUGAUUUGCGACUUGACCAAAUUUAACGCUCUUACGCUUAAAAAAUUCGUAAUAGCCUAUACAAUCGGUCUAUCGAGAGACAAAUGAGAAAUUAUCGGUUUUUCGUGGCUAAUCUGGCAAAAAAACACAAAUUUUGCUGUUAAAAUUUGAAUUUCGCGCCAAUGUUGCGCUCUACUGGGCGGGGCGCACUUGCGCCCAUUGUCAGCUCUGGAGACCGUGGUGCGUAAAAGAAUGUGUUGCACACUUUUCGAGCACUCCUCAUGAGCCGUUUUCCAGGCACGACAAUGUGCAAAGUGCACCACGUGUUCGGUUCCGUCGGCCGCAUCGCCUCCACGUUCCUCAUCACGGCCAUGUCGUUCGACCGCUAUGUGGCCGUCUGCUACCCGCAUCAGCACCGCCUACGCAGCCGCACCUUCGUCAUCUCCACAAUCGUCUGUCUCUCCGGAAUCGCGUUCGUUCUCCUGCUGCCGAUGCUCACGUACGCGAAAGCCAAGGAGAUGGUGCUGCACGAGCUCAAGGCGCAUGAUAGCAUCAAUAUCACGAGGGUGCGGGUGUUCAAGUGUUCGGAUAUGAUGCCCGGACCCAUUUUCUAUUGGUUCACCUCCACGUGAGUUUGGUUUUGACGUUCGACAACCGAUCGAUUUGUGUUCCAGAACGUUCAUCCUCGGCUACGUGGUCCCGCUCAUCCUCAUCGUCUACUUCAACGUCAAACUGAUCAACAAACUCUACGCGCACAAGCGAGUCCUUCCCCGCUCGGCAAUCCCGGUCCGUCGCGUCGUCGUCUACACGGUCCUCAUCGCGGCGGUCUACUUUGUCUGCUGGACGCCCUACUGGUUCUCGGUCCUCUACGCGAUCAUCAUGUCGCUGCUCGGUCUGCCGGCCACCAACUCCGAAUGGGUCCUCUUCGCCAUCUACUGCGUCCACCUGCUUCCAUACUUUGGCUCCUCCAGCAAUUGGAUUCUGUACGGCUUGUUGAACACGCAGUUGCAGAUGAAGAACGAUAUUGGCGACGACGGUCAGAGCAUUAUGACCACCAACGGAGGUCCCGAAUGUCCUAGAAGGUACUGACUGUUCUCUAGCAACAUGUUGAAAAAAAAAGAUCAUCGCUCUUUACAGAUCCAACUCCAGGAGCAUUUGCGACGGAGCGCCCUCGUCUGCCCGUUCGGCGAUCAACGGAAGCGCCCAGCAGUGGCAGGUCUCGCCGUUGACGCGAGGAAACUCCGACACGAGUAUGGUGUUCUAUCAGGACACCGAACAAACUCAUCUUUAA